Molecule: messenger RNA, 606 nt
Organism: Cyanidioschyzon merolae strain 10D
Lineage: Eukaryota; Rhodophyta; Bangiophyceae; Cyanidiales; Cyanidiaceae
Product: probable lactoylglutathione lyase
Exons: 1
Coding region: 1-606 (201 amino acids)
Molecular function (GO): metal ion binding; lactoylglutathione lyase activity
Source: RefSeq, a predicted model, not a curated record
AUGUUCGUUGCAGGUAGAGUCGAGAGCGCGUUUUUCUCGCGAAAAACAACAAGGGUUUUGUCUAGAUAUAAGACUUCGAAAAGUAGAAUUUCCAGGUGUAAAAUGAGCUUUAACGGGGGGUUUCUCGGAAAGAACGCCGUGUUCGCACAGACGAUGCUUCGAAUCAAGGACCCCUCAAAGUCGCGGCAGUUUUACGAGGCGCUGGGUAUGAACUUUCUGACGCGCUUCGACUUUCCGGAACUGUCAUUCUCCCUCUAUUUCUUCGCACUGGAGAAGGAUCCAACAGUGCCGGCGGAAGAUGCUCCACAACCAGAGCGGGCAAAGUGGCUUUUCUCGCGUCAGUACCCGACUCUUGAGCUUACACAUAACUGGGGAACUGAGAAGGAUCCGAAUUUCAAGUACGCAAACGGGAAUACGGAGCCGGGUAAGGGCUACGGUCACAUCGGCUUUCUCGUGGAUGAUCUCUACGCGAGCUGUGCCGCCGUAGAGAAAGCGGGUUAUGUCGUGUCGCGGAAACCGGGACCCUUCCAGAACGUGGGCGAAAUUGCUUUCGUACGGGACCCGGACGACUACUGGAUUGAGUUAAUCCAAAAACCCAAGUCUUGA